Molecule: messenger RNA, 390 nt
Organism: Acanthamoeba castellanii str. Neff
Lineage: Eukaryota; Discosea; Longamoebia; Acanthamoebidae
Exons: 2
Coding region: 1-390 (129 amino acids)
Source: RefSeq, a predicted model, not a curated record
AUGACAACGCUCCUGUUCACGGCCGAACCAGCCAGCACCGUGAUGCGGUUGCUCGACUUCGGAGAAGCCUCGUCAGGAGGCCUGUUGACGCGCCUGCCGGUGGAAGCUUCAGCGGCGGUCAACACAUCGUCACUGUCCCUCACGUUUGGUCAUUUCAACGACUCCUUCUUGUUCGACCCAGACUUCGGACUGUUGGUGGGCAGGAAGGCGGGCAGUGGAAGCGAUGACAAUGUGGGCCUCAUCGUGGGAGUGGUUGUGGCCGUGGCAGUGGCAGUGGCGUUCGUGGGCGUGGUGAUCGCGGGUGGCCUUGGUGUGGCUUGGUGGCAAGGAAGGCGAAGGACUCUCAAGGCCGUGAACUUUGGUGUGGAACAAGUGGAGGAGUCCUUGUAG